Molecule: messenger RNA, 551 nt
Organism: Leptinotarsa decemlineata (Colorado potato beetle)
Lineage: Eukaryota; Metazoa; Arthropoda; Insecta; Coleoptera; Chrysomelidae
Gene: Cpap3-e
Product: cuticular protein analogous to peritrophins 3-E
Cellular component (GO): extracellular region
Molecular function (GO): chitin binding
Source: RefSeq, a predicted model, not a curated record
GAAGAAAACAAACCCAGACUCCUCAAGCCACCGAUGAAUGCCCACACCAAUACGGGUACUAUCGAAUGGGAGAUGCCCAAAACUGCGGUCAAUUCAAGAACUGCGUUGAUGGACACGCUUACGUUUUCGAUUGUCCCGAAGGUCUAGCGUUCAAUUCAGAUUCCUACCGAUGCGACUGGCCUGAUAAAGUGGCUUCCUGCGAUGCUGAAGCUUACUUAGGAUUCAGCUGUCCACCAAGCGCCAAGGACUUUGGUUUGGGCCAGGAAGAGUACAGGUCCUUCCGAUCCCCCAAAGAUUGUCAAAGGUACUUCAUCUGUAUCGAAAAUAAGCCAAGGUUGUACAACUGCGGAGAAGGAAAGGCAUUCAACGACCUCACCAACGAAUGCGACGGAAUCGAGAACGUUACUGGCUGUGCUGUUCCUCAAUACCAAGAAGAAAGGAAAUUCGGACCAUCGACUUCUUUACCGGUUUAUUCGAAUUACAGGGGUUAAAAGUAAUGGUGUAUUGUAAAUAUUUUGUUAACAAAUAAAGAGUUGAAAGAUGAGAAAAAA